CAACACUGUAUUAGCUCCUUACUAACACUGUCACAAUUAAUAAAAAAAAUAUUGGGAACGAUAUUAAGUUGCAUUAAACAAUAACAACAUGAAGCGAAAAACCAGUGAAAUAUGGUGCUUCUUUCGGGCAGUUGAUGACACUUUUGCCUUAUGUAACAUUUGCAAAGCCAAGUUAUCAUACAAAACAACCACAACAAAUUUAAGCAAACACAUGAACAGAAUGCAUCCUAAUGCAAAUGUUUCUGGAUCUCCACAGAAUCGAAAGUAUAAAAUUUUGCCUCAGUCAAGUGAUCGCCACAGAGGCAAACCUCGGAAUCCUACUCAGGAGUUAAUAAUACUGAAAUUCAUUAAGAAACAUCCCAUCUUGUUACAAAAUCCAUCAUGGGAAACACGUAAUUCAUAUGAAUCACUGUGGGAGCAACUCACGUCCGAGCUCAAUGCUAGCGGGCCGCCACAAAAAGACGUAGCUACUUGGAAAAAGGCAUUGAAGGACUGGAAAAGAUUUAUAAUCAAGAAAGUGGAGAAAAACGAAAUGCACAAUAUUCCUCUAGCAACUGGUCUGAGCUCAGCUGAGGAAACUAUAGCUAGUUUAUGUCGUUUGAACGAUGAUGUCAGUCAAAUUAUAAUGAAUGCAUCUGAGGACGAUUUACAAGAUAAUUCGAAUGCUACAUUCGAAAUGGAAGAUGUUGAAGAUGUUGUUCCUGAAGAGGAGGACCAUAGUGCACUUCAAGAUGUUUCAGGAUUUUCUUAUGAGCCAGAAGAUACAAAGGCUGAAAUUGAUAUUGAUAUUGAUCCGCUUUUCUUGCAAAGUGGCAAGAGUGGGAAAUAUGGAACUCAGGCCAUUAAAAAAGAACUUGAGACAAUAAGUAAAAGAAUCAGCGUAAUUAAUGAUGUUGCUUGUAGUACACAAAUUGCUCUUAAUGAAUUUUGCACCCUUUAUAAACAAAAACUAAUUGAAAAUAAGAGGCACCACUCGGUCAUUGAACAAUUAAUGGCGGAAAAAAUAGAAUUGAAAAAAAAACUUCUUGAAAUAGAGCAACGCAAAUUGUCCCUGAAAUAAUAAGUAUUAUACAAAUCACUUAUCAAUAUAAUUUGUUUAGCAUAUAAUUAGAUAAGAGUUAAUGUGAAUUUUUUAUA
Molecule: messenger RNA, 1137 nt
Organism: Drosophila hydei
Lineage: Eukaryota; Metazoa; Arthropoda; Insecta; Diptera; Drosophilidae
Exons: 2
Coding region: 89-1060 (323 amino acids)
Molecular function (GO): DNA binding
Source: RefSeq, a predicted model, not a curated record